Paramecium tetraurelia is the source of this 219-nucleotide messenger RNA. RefSeq lists its product as uncharacterized. The record is from RefSeq and is a predicted model, not a curated record. The transcript has a single exon. Lineage: Eukaryota; Ciliophora; Oligohymenophorea; Peniculida; Parameciidae.
AUGUCAUCCCUCUUAAGACCCACACUGGUUAAAAUGAUAUACCCAAUAUGCUAAAAAAAUGAAUUCGCUAAAUCAGAGAGUUCGGUUGAAGAGGAUGUUUGCUUUAUUGAAUCCAUAAGGGCAGAAGCUUAAAACCCUAUGAUAAAGAAUUUCGAUUAAGUUGAUUCUCCAGUUGAAUAUCAACAAGACCUUGAAGAGUUCUUGAACUCUUUAGAUUGA